Messenger RNA from Nannizzia gypsea CBS 118893, 594 nucleotides. RefSeq lists its product as hypothetical. The transcript is spliced from 2 exons. Bases 1 to 594 code for a protein of 197 amino acids. Lineage: Eukaryota; Fungi; Ascomycota; Eurotiomycetes; Onygenales; Arthrodermataceae. The record is from RefSeq and is a predicted model, not a curated record.
AUGCCAGCUUUCAGUAAAUUUGCCGUUGCUACCCUUGGAGGGCUUAGCAUGCUGCAGUCAGCCUACGCCAUGCCAGUCAUGACUGGCAGAAGUGAAGCGCCCCGGCAGAAGACUCUUCACAUAGAGUGCCUGGCCGGAGAAUGUUCAGAGGAGGACCUCGCGGCGCUUCGUUCUGCCGCCAAGAUGGUCCAACAGGACCCAUACGGUGCGGGAUGGAGAAUCUCCUCCAAGAUCGAGCCUGUCAGUGGCGGCAAGGUUCGCCGUGACGAAGGCCUUUCCGAGGCCGAGAUCAACACCAUCCUCGAGGGGAUGGACCAUGCCGACGCGGAUAGUGUCGCCAAAUGUGCCGCAGGCACCUGCUCGGAGGCCGAGCUUCAACUCCUCAAGCAGGAGCUGAACGUGGCCACCAUCCCAAACUGGCUCUGGCCGAUCAUCGGCCGCAUACGUAAACUCAAGUUUACGUAUGGCAUCGAGAUUGGCGGCGACCCUGAGCCGGCUCCGAAGCCGACUCCAACUCCAGCCCCGACGAGCUCCCCGCCCCCCAAGAACCCGGGCCCAACCAAGGAGCCUGAGCCCACCCACAAGAGUUUGUAA